Messenger RNA from Neohortaea acidophila, 1179 nucleotides. Its product is annotated as Alpha/Beta hydrolase protein. NCBI's taxonomy places the organism in Eukaryota, Fungi, Ascomycota, Dothideomycetes, Mycosphaerellales, Teratosphaeriaceae. The record is from RefSeq and is a predicted model, not a curated record. The transcript has a single exon. Bases 1 to 1179 code for a protein of 392 amino acids. Gene Ontology annotation, biological process: protein demethylation. Gene Ontology annotation, molecular function: protein methylesterase activity.
AUGUCAGAACUCCUCCGACACAGCCUGAACGGGACGCCUCCCCGACCACGACCCAACCCAAUAUCCCAAUACGACCCAGAAGAAUCCCACCCACCAUCCGACUCUUCCUCAUCUCCCACAGACUCCGUCGCUUCCAUCAACACAAUCCGCCCCAGCUCACGCGAGCAAGCCGCUCAACCAACCCAUUGGACCAACUACUUCACUCAAGACCUCUACCUCGACUGGCGGGAUGACACGCAAACUGCUAAAUACCAUGUCUACCUCACGCCUCCACAAGACCCCAAAAAAGGACCUCUGUUCAUCUGCCACCAUGGCGCUGGCGCUUCUGGCCUCUCCUUCGCCCUCUUUGCAAAACACAUCAAGCGCCUCCUCCCCGAAGCAGGCAUUCUAAGUCUCGAAGCGCGAGCUCACGGCUCCAUCGUCACACCCGCCCCUAAUGCGAACGACACCACCCCCGCCGACUUCAGCAUCAAAACCCUCGCCUCCGACGCCCUAAACAUGAUCCGCCUGACCCAAUCCCACCUCUCCUGGCCCAGCAUCCCCCCUGCAAUCCUCAUAGGCCACAGCCUAGGCGGCGCCAUCGUCACCGAGCUCGCAGCAACCGCAGCCCUAGGCAGUUCCCUCGUAGGCUACUGCGUGCUCGACGUCGUCGAAGGCUCUGCUCUCGAAGCCCUCGCGCACAUGAAAACCUACCUAUCCACCCGCCCCACCCACUUCUCCAGCCUCGACGACGCGGUGAACUGGCACACGCGCUCGCGCACAAUCCGCUCCCCGGAAUCAGCCCAAAUCUCCGUCCCCAGUCUCCUCCGCCCCGUCCCAGCACCUACAGAAGCAGGUGCCUCCACCUCACAGCAAUUCACCUGGCACACAGACCUCGCCUCCACCGCGCCCUGGUGGGAAGACUGGUUCCAAGGCAUGAGCCGCAAAUUCCUCUCCGGCCGCGGGGCCAAAAUGCUCAUCCUCGCCGGCACGGACCGGCUCGACAAGGACCUCAUGAUCGGGCAGAUGCAGGGCAAGUUUCAGCUCGUCGUGCUGCCUGAGGCUGGGCACUUCAUCCAGGAGGAUGUGCCGGAGCGGACGGCGGAGUUGGUUGUGGAAUUUUGGCGGCGGAAUGAUCGGAGUGCGUUGGUGUUGCCGCCUAAGGUGAGCGAGUUGAUCGCGCAGGGGAAGAAGGUGUGA